UUGAAGUUAUUGCAAAUGUAAACAACGAAAAUUUUAAUAAUUUCAUGAUAUUUUUCAGAAUGUAAAGAAGAUGAGGUCAGAAAUGUCUAGUAAUAAGAAAUACAGAUGUGUUAACUGCGGUGAACCAUCCUCCGCUUUAUACAAGACAUAUGGGCCGACAGUUUUAAAACUCACUAAAUGUGUUAGUUGUAAAGGCAUAGUUGAUAAGUAUAUAGAAUAUGAUCCUGUGAUAGUCAUGAUAGACCUGGUGCUAAUGUCCAAAGAAGCUCAGAGGCACAUCCUGUAUAACACUGAAUUUAAGGCAUACUGGAAGCUCCUUAUAAUUCUGAUGAUGUUGGAGACAUAUGCGGUAUGGCGCAAGGACUGCCUGUUCUCACUCGUAGUCAACAUGUUGUGCAACAAUGAAAGUAAUUACACUAUUGAUGCCACUAGUAUUAACAUCCCGCUGAGUGUGUCGCUGCCGGAGUCAUGGCGACACCACUGCCGGGGCUGGCAGCGGGACAGCCCCCAUGAUGACACUGAUCUCUUUAUAUGGGAAAAAGACUUCUAUGUGCAGUUUUUAUCUACAUUUGUUGGAAUUGUAGUUUUCAUCAUUACAGUUCACAUACUAAUGAAAUUUGUGCAACUGUUUGGUGAAAGACACCCAGUGUCGUGCGAGCUGCUGCUGAAGGCGUUCUCGCUGGGCAACGCGAGCGCGGCGCUGGCGCUGCCGGCGCUGGUGUGGCGCAGCAAGGAGGGGGCGGGGGCGGGCGCGCACGCCGCGCACUACGCGCUCGCCGCGCUCUACACGCUCGUCUUCUUCUACAAUGUCUUCACCGUGGUGUACGUGUGGGGGCGGGGGCGGGGGCGCGCGGCGACGCUGUGCGCGGUGUGGUGCGCGCUGUGCGGCCAGCAGCUGUGCGCCGCCGCCGCCGCGCCGCCGCUGCGCGCGCUGCUCGCGUGA
Messenger RNA from Papilio polytes (common Mormon), 943 nucleotides. It is a transcript of the gene Arv1, whose product is annotated as protein ARV1. Gene Ontology annotation, biological process: sterol metabolic process; intracellular sterol transport; sphingolipid metabolic process. Gene Ontology annotation, cellular component: cortical endoplasmic reticulum; Golgi apparatus. The coding region runs from base 71 to 943 and encodes 290 amino acids. NCBI's taxonomy places the organism in Eukaryota, Metazoa, Arthropoda, Insecta, Lepidoptera, Papilionidae. The record is from RefSeq and is a predicted model, not a curated record. The transcript is spliced from 7 exons.